AUGGACUCACGGCUAUCACACCCUCGCCAAAUACAAGCACAGCUCCAGGCACUCGGCGACGAAAUACUGAGCAUCCGUGAAGAACACGAUGGUCACAUUGUAGCGCUAAGCCAGCGUCUGCAACAAGCGGAGAGCCGCCAGCGACAACUCCUACAUCAGCUCCCCAUUGCUACGAACCGCUUUGCUGGACCUUCUGAGAGUAGCCAUAGUGGUUACUCGAGUUCGACUGCCAACCUAGAUAAUCCUCUCCCUCUCCCGGAGUCUCUGAUCGGUACUAUUCGCAUCGCAACGCCUCCACGAGCACAUACCGGUGGCGCCACGAGUAACGAUAGUCGCCCACCCCCUGCUCAGUUGGUGGAUGCGAAUGCUACACCACGCCCCCAAAAAGCCGCUCUCCCAUUGAACCCAGUUCGCCCUCAGCAGCCGGUCAUUGGUAGUAAAGACAACGCAGCUUAUCUUCCUAUGGUCAUCGAGAAUAUCGUGGCCGAACACCGCCGCCACAAACGUGAGGGCACCUUGAGAUCUUGCGGAUUUGUUCUUACAGAAGGCCGGGCCAACGAUGUCAAAUGCUCUCAAGACUCUUUUCAUAUACCCUGCUUCCGUGCCAACCACUUUUACUAUUGCCGACAACACAUGCGUGUCAUCCCCAGUGAGAAGACGGUUUGUAGUCAUAGAAAUAAGCAGGAUUGCUUGGUGGUGGCAUUUGAAGAUCGCGAUGACUGGGACCUGAUCAUGGAUGCUGCACUCGCAGCAGGCAACCUUGGCAACAAAGGAGUGGAUGCCGAGGAUCUGAUGGAGGCUUUCUUCCCUCCUCAGGACUACUCUCAUCGAUACAUGAGCGCCCAUGGCUGAUUUGAAAGAAGAUGCAGUACCAGGCGCUGUGAGAAGAGUUGUAAGGCGAGAAAGGGCAGAGGAACAGUUCCAGCG
Messenger RNA from Alternaria rosae, 927 nucleotides. RefSeq lists its product as uncharacterized. Bases 1 to 852 code for a protein of 283 amino acids. The record is from RefSeq and is a predicted model, not a curated record. The transcript has 4 exons. Lineage: Eukaryota; Fungi; Ascomycota; Dothideomycetes; Pleosporales; Pleosporaceae.